AUGGUGGAUAUGGCAUUAGAGUUAGAGCGAGGGGAGCGCAACUCCCGCCAGUACUGGGAUGUGCCGAAGGGUCGUAAAGCUUCAAUAGCUAGUGGCAGUGGAGGAGGUAGCCAGAAGAAACUGAGGACUGAGUUUCAGGUCUUAAGGGGUCAAAAAGUUGAUCAAGGCAAAGGUUCGAGGCCAUGGGAUGGCAAGAUUGUGUGUUUCAAGUGCGGUUGGGAGGGCCAUAAGAACCAGUGCACUACCAGGGGAGUCACGUGUUAUAGGUAUGGUAUGAUCGAUCAUAGGAAGCAUGACUGUCCACAGGGUGGCAGAGCUUCAGAGCAGUCACGAGCACCGGGUUUACCACCACCAACUCUUACUCUAGCUCUUCCUUCUACUAUUCCGUCAGGAGGGAGGGGGCGAGGACACCAGGAGGCAGAUGAGCAUCCUAACUUCAUUGGAGGUACAUUUCUCAUAUCGAAUUGUUGGGCAAAGGUGUUAUUUGAUUCAGGCACUACGACAUUAUUCAUUUCUGUGUCCCUUGCAUCCCUAAAGGAUAAUUUGAAUGUCUUAGACUUCAAGGACUUCGAUGUAAUCCUUGGAGUGGAUUGGUUAACAAAGCAUCAUGCAUUGUUGGACUUUUGGGAGAGGAAGGUCACUCUUAAUGUACCGGAAGGAGGGGAGAUACGGUUACACGGAUUGAAGGGGGUCCCAUGUCCUCACUUCAUGGACAACCCUUCAUACCAAAAUUGUAGGGUCACGAGUUUGAUUACGUUGGCACCUAGGGGUGAUGUAGCUACUCUAACACAUGUGGUAGAAGAGUACAUGGAUGUAUUUCUGGAUAAGUUACCCGGAUUACCACCGAAGAGAGAGAUUGACUUUACCAUUGAACUGCAUCCGAAUGUUAAGCCAAUUUUGAUUCCACCAUAUCGGAUGGCUCCGGUUGAAUUGAAGGAAUUGAUGACUCAAUUGGAAGAGUUGUAA
Tripterygium wilfordii is the source of this 966-nucleotide messenger RNA. RefSeq lists its product as uncharacterized. The record is from RefSeq and is a predicted model, not a curated record. The transcript is spliced from 3 exons. NCBI's taxonomy places the organism in Eukaryota, Viridiplantae, Streptophyta, Magnoliopsida, Celastrales, Celastraceae. The coding region runs from base 1 to 966 and encodes 321 amino acids.